Messenger RNA from Salvia splendens (bonfire salvia), 3000 nucleotides. Its product is annotated as mitogen-activated protein kinase 9. The record is from RefSeq and is a predicted model, not a curated record. Gene Ontology annotation, molecular function: ATP binding; protein serine/threonine kinase activity. Gene Ontology annotation, biological process: protein phosphorylation. Bases 223 to 2799 code for a protein of 858 amino acids. Lineage: Eukaryota; Viridiplantae; Streptophyta; Magnoliopsida; Lamiales; Lamiaceae. The transcript has 3 exons.
ACAAGAAACACUUUCAUUUCCAUUUGUUUUUGCUGCAUCUAAUCUAUUCAUUUACAGGUACCAUCUAGCAUUGGCUAUACCUAAUCAGGUUUCUGCUGAAUUUCGCUAGGGUUCGUCCCCGAACCCUUCAAAAUUCAGCAGAUGCCAUUGCUUCAUUGAUCAUCUCCUUGUGCAAUAGGUGAGUGUAUUGUGUGAAAAAAAAUUGCCAUCAAAGAAAGAGAGAUGGAUCAGUUGAGGCAGGUUGGGGAGGUUGUUGGCAGUGUGAAGGCUUUGAUGAUACUCAAGCAUGAGAUCUCCAUCAACCAGAGGCAAUGCUGUCUGCUGGCAGACAUGAUGCAGCUGGCCUUCGACAUGAUCUCGGAGGAGAUGAGGCGCAGCCUGAGGCUCGACGAGAAAGCCACCAAGUGGAAGCCUCUAGAGCGCCCGCUGAAGGAGCUCCACUGCGUCUUCAAGGAGGCCGAGUGCCAUAUCCGAUACUGCCUCGAUAUCAAGAACUGGUGGGGGAAGGCCAUCAGCCUCCAUGCGAACAGGGACUGCGUGGAGAUGCACGUUCACAACGUGCUGUCCUGCUUCACCGUUGUGAUUGAGGCGAUUGAGACGGCCGCGGAGAUCUCUGGGAGCGACGAGCGGGAGCAGCAGAGGAAGAGGGUGGCCCUCCUGCAUAAAUAUGAUCAUGAAUGUGAUGAUCCCAAAAUUUUCUUGUGGAAGUUUGGAAAGCAGUUUUUAGUACCUGCGGAGAUCAGCAGCCGGAUAGAGAUCGCGUGGCGGGAGGACAGAUGGCUGCUGUCCGAGAAAGUUGGGGAGAGGAAGGACGAGAAGAGCGAGCAAAAGCUGGCUGAGCUGCUGCUGAGGAAACUGAACGACGUGGAGACUUUGAAGAAGGUGAUGUCGAGCAGCAUCCUAGUAGGGGCCGCGGAUUACCAAGUGAAACGGCGUCUGGGGUCGGGGUACCCCAGUGGGCCGAGCCAUCUCAAGGAGAUCCAUUGGCUGGGGGAGAGCUUCGGGUUGAGGACGUUCGUUGGAGAAGUUGCGCCUUUACUCCCCGAGGUUUCUUCUCUGCUUUCGCUGUCGCAUCCCAACAUAUUGCAGCACCUUUGCGCGUUUUACGACGAAGGGAGGAAGGAAGGGUACCUUGUUAUGGAUCUGAUGAGCAAGGAUCUUGCUUCCUACGUGAAGGAGCAUUCGGGGCAGAAGAAUCGCGUCCCAUUCACUAUCCCGGUGGCUGUGGAUAUCAUGCUGCAGAUUGCGAGAGGGAUGGAGUAUUUGCACUCCAAGAAGAUGUGUCAUGGAGAUCUCAAUCCUUCCAACAUCCUUCUAAAGGAGAGGAACAGCGCCACGGGCGGUUUUGAUGUUAAAGUGUCCGGGUUUGGGAUAAGCGCGAUCAGGAGCUGCGCUUCGAGAAGCCCUAGGCCGGUUGCUGCUGAUGCUGAUAUCUGGUUGGCCCCCGAGGUGCUGGCUGAGCUCGGAGGGAAAUGCAGCGGGAGCUACUCCGAGAAGGCUGAUGUGUAUAGCUUCGGGAUGCUCUGCUUCGAGCUGCUAACGGGGAAAGUCCCGUUCGAGGACGGCCAUCUGCAAGGGGAGCAGAUGGCGACGAAUGUGAUGGCGGGAGAGAGGCCUCUUUUCUCCCGCCCUACACCAAAAUACCUGACUAACCUCACCAAGAAAUGCUGGCAGACGAGUCCGGCUCUGCGCCCGUCAUUCUCGUCUAUAUGCCGGAUCCUGCGCUACAUCAAGAAGAUCCUCAUCAUCAGCCCUGAGCACGGCCACCCACAUUCGCCUCCGCCUCUUGUGGAGUACUGCGACAUGGAGGCCGCAUAUCUGAAGAAGUUCGAAGAAGAAGGGAGCGGGAACCUCGCGCCUGUGACGCAGAUCCCGUUCCAGAUGCUGGCCUACAAGAUUAUUGAGAAGGAGAAAACCAAUAGCAAGAAAUGGGAUAUGGUCACUGAAGGAAUGGUGAAACUCCCUGCAUCAAUCUUUGAUGAGGAGCAGUUGACUGCCAUGGAUGAUCUCUUCCUUGUGCCGACUGAUCGGAAGUCGGUUUGCUCAGAUAUCAUUGACAGCAAGAACUCGGCCGUUGAUGUGGAUCUCAGGACGGUUAUAUCUGAGACGAUACACCAGAAGCCUUUCCACUUGGACUCAUUUGUUCCAGAGGCCCCAGGGAAGAGAUACACCAAAACUACAGCUGCUGAAACUAUCUCACCAGAAUUUGAUCAAAAUCUCCCAUCUGAAUCACAAGAGAGUAACAAAAGAUUACCCGAGAUCCCAGAGAAGAAAUCAUUUCCGCUUCACAAGACCAUGGAAUCAACAGCUACGACCAACGACAGCUAUGAAGAUAAGAAACUAAAAACCAUCAAGACCAAAUUCAUCCCAGAAUCUCCUAAAUCACCAAGAUGUGACGCACCAUUGAGUUCACCAGCCAGGGUAAAGAAGGUGUCGAAUUCAGCAGCCUCGUCGCCAUCACGAGCAUUUAGCAAGACAGUGGUGCAGAGUCCAAAGAGGGACGUGAAAAGAACACUACAAUCCAGGAUGAAGAGCAGCAUCUCGCCAGCAUCCUCGCCAGCCAGAGAAUUUAAAGCAAAGAGCGAGAGUUCAAUGUGCUCGCCAGCGAGAGUGAAGAAGCCCUACUCCCCGGCUUCCUCGCCAUCAAGAGGUUACAAUGUAUGCCCAUCGCCAAUCCAUCCAUCCGCUUACAACACAUAUGCUUCAGUAAUGUCAUCGCCCAUGAAUCCCAAUGCACGUCCUUCAAGACUUGCUGCUAGGCCGACUGCACUGCCUUCGGAUGCCAGUCCUCGAACCUGAAACAUAGAUCACAUACUCAGGUAGUGUGCUAGACUGUUUUGCCUUCCACACAACAUAAAAAAGAAGCGAAAAUUUUGAUACUUUUUUGUUCUUCCCUUGCUGUGUAACCAAGCCAAGCAGUUGGUGUAAGUGAGUUAUCAAUCUAAUUUGUACACUAACAGUUUAUAAUUAGAACAUAAUAUUAAUAUGUUUCUUCUUAAA